GGAAGAACCCUUCUAAAAACCUGCGGCAUAAAGGACCAACCAUGUCGCCUAGUUUCGUCUUCGAUCCUCCUAGCGACGAAGAAAUCGAACACUCUGAACACGAAGAAGAAGAAGAAUCCGAAGAAGAACCAGAGUCAGGAUCAGGAACAGGAUCAGAAUCAGAGUCAGAAGGAGAAGGAGAAGAAGAAGAAGGGCACGAAGAAGCGCGGGUUCCGAAGAAGAAGAAGAAGAAAACGCAGUCUCCAUGGGACUUUGCUAAAUACACGGAAUCAGUGGCGGAGGAACACGCUCGCAGGAGCACAACCUCGGUCGACGAGAAAAUCUCCAAAGCACUCAAACAACGUUCCACGCCGCUCGUUGCUGAGCUUGACCACAGCUCCGAGUCCGAACCUGAUGAACAAGUAGAAGAUUAUAGACCAGAGGAAGAAGAUGAAGAAGAGGGUAAUGAUGGUGAUAGCAAAUCCUUUUUUGCUCCUUCUGAUGGAACCUCUUUCCAUGCUGAUUCCUUCUUGCAGCUCAAUCUGUCUCGCCCUUUGCUCCGGGCUUGUGAGGCCUUGGGGUAUUCUAAACCAACGCCAAUUCAGGCAGCUUGUAUUCCAUUGGCAUUGAGUGGUCGUGAUAUAUGUGGUAGUGCCAUUACUGGGUCAGGGAAGACAGCUGCAUUUGCACUACCUACUUUAGAGAGGUUGUUGUUCCGUCCAAAGCGCAUGCGUGCAAUAAGGGUCCUCAUUCUUACUCCAACCAGAGAGUUGGCAGUCCAAGUUCACAGUAUGAUAGAGAAGCUUGCUCAGUUUACUGAUAUAAGGUGUUGCCUGGUUGUUGGGGGUCUGUCAACAAAGGUGCAAGAGGCUGCUUUGAGAACAAUGCCAGACAUUGUUGUGGCUACUCCAGGACGCAUGAUAGACCAUUUACGCAAUGCUAUGUCCGUGGAUUUGGAUGAUCUUGCUGUUCUAAUCCUUGAUGAGGCUGAUCGUCUUUUGGAGCUUGGAUUUAGUGCUGAAAUUCAAGAACUUGUUCGCUUGUGUCCCAAAAAAAGGCAGACUAUGUUGUUUUCAGCAACAAUGACUGAGGAGGUUGACGAACUUAUUAAACUUUCCCUGUCAAAGCCCUUGCGUCUUUCUGCUGACCCAUCUACAAAACGGCCAGCAACCUUGACUGAGGAAGUUGUUAGAAUACGAAGAAUGCGUGAAGUAAAUCAGGAAGCAGUUCUUCUUGCAAUGUGCUCCAAAACUUUUACUUCCAAAGUCAUCAUCUUCAGUGGAACAAAGCAAGCUGCGCAUAGAUUGAAGAUUAUAUUUGGAUUAGCUGGCUCAAAAGCUGCUGAGCUUCAUGGAAAUCUUACUCAAGCCCAGCGCCUUGAGGCUUUGGAACAGUUCAGGAAGCAGCAAGUGGAUUUUUUGGUUGCAACAGAUGUGGCUGCCCGUGGCCUUGACAUUAUUGGUGUUCAAACAGUUAUCAACUUUGCAUGUCCACGCGAUCUUACUAGCUAUGUUCAUCGAGUUGGUCGUACUGCAAGAGCUGGAAGAGAAGGAUAUGCAGUCACUUUUGUGACUGACAAUGACCGAUCACUUUUAAAAGCCAUUGCAAAGAGGGCAGGUUCAAAGCUGAAAAGCCGCAUUGUUGCCGAGCAAUCUAUACAUAAGUGGUCUCAUAUAAUUGAGCAAAUGGAAGACCAAAUUUCUGAAGUACUUCAAGAAGAGAGAGAAGAAAGAGUUCUAAGAAAAGCCGAAAUGGAGGCCACAAAGGCUGAAAACAUGAUUGCACAUAGGGAAGAGAUCUUUUCCCGCCCCAAAAGAACCUGGUUUGUCACAGAGAAGGAGAAAAAGCUUGCUUCAAAAGCAUCCAAGGCAUCCAUGGAUAAUAGCAAGAGUUCUGGGAAAGAUGUAAUUAGUGCUGAACAAGCUGAAAACCUUAGAAUGAAGGAGAAGAGGAAGCGAGAGCGUGAGAAACAUUUGCCUAGAAAGCAGCGUAGAAAGUUGGAAGCAGCUAGAGAGAUGCUGGAGGAUGAGGAGGAGGAUGGUAAACAAGUAGAGGCUAAGGGGGGGAAUAAAAAAGACAAGGGUGGAAUGUCACUUGUUGAUCUUGCAUACCGACGGGCAAAAGCAGUAAAGGCUGUCAAGAAGGCAUUAGAUUCUGGCAAGAUUGUGGAGAAGAAUAAAAAGAAAUCUAAUAAUAAUUCCCGGAAAACUCCUUCAAGGACAGAAGAGAUGCGGGAGCUAUUCCAGACUGACAUGAAGGAUAAAAAGCCAAAAAGAGGUGUUGGAGGAGGAAAGAAGUCAAAGAGUUCAUUCAAAAGCAAGUCAAGGUACAAGCGCAAGUAGUCUGAGGCUAAUAAUCCUUGUCAUAAAUAUGUGCAUGGAAGGACCAUAAAUCUCCAAAAUGCGUGUCCUUAUACCAUAUGGAGGUGAUUAAAUGGAGCUCCACUGUGAAUUUCAGCUAGUGAUUGUGGGUCUUUUGGGUGGCCAUGGUGAUAUGGGGUAUGGUAGCAGUAACUACUACCUACCAAUACCCUUUUUUUUGUUCAUUGUAUCUCGUGAGCUUGGUUCUUAUCCCAAAUGGAUAGCAUAAUUUAUAGCAUUGAGUUUUAAAUGUUACCAAUAGAAAAAAUAUUUAUUUUAGAUUAACUCUUUAAUAUCAUUGAUUCUGCUGUAUAUCCGUUAAUGCACCGUUAUUUGUGAAAAGCUCCUAAUUAUUGAGUAUUGACCCUAUAAUUUAAAGAAAUGUAUUACUCCUUGGGAAA
This is a messenger RNA of Glycine soja, 2740 nucleotides long. RefSeq names its product DEAD-box ATP-dependent RNA helicase 28-like. The record is from RefSeq and is a predicted model, not a curated record. The transcript is spliced from 19 exons. The coding region runs from base 42 to 2321 and encodes 759 amino acids. Gene Ontology annotation, molecular function: ATP binding; nucleic acid binding; RNA helicase activity. NCBI's taxonomy places the organism in Eukaryota, Viridiplantae, Streptophyta, Magnoliopsida, Fabales, Fabaceae.